GCGAGCGCAGUCAACCAACAUUAAUCUCUAGCAACUUGCGUGCGUCCUUGAAUAGCAAGCAAAACUUGUUUUAUGUCACCAAAAUUAGCCAUCUAGCGGCAUCGCCCUGGCUCGGACACAAAAUCAAAUCUGUACUACGUGCCGUCACUCUCUCUCUCUCUAUAAAUCGUCAUAUCAUACCCAAAAUUUCCAACACAUCAGCCAUUUCCAGCAAAGCUAGGGAAGCAAUCUGAAUCUGACAAACCAUGGGCAACCCCUACUAUGAAUGCCCGCUUCCUGUCGCAAUUCCUCCAGCAAAACCAUUUCUUAAGUCCAUAAAAUUAGGUAUCAAGGAGACUCUUUUCCCUGAUGACCCUUUCAGGCAAUUCAAGAACCAGCCAGCUUCUAGGAAAUUCAUUUUGGGAAUGCAGUACUUUGUACCUAUCCUGGAAUGGGCUCCUCGUUACACUUUCGAGUUCUUCAAAGCUGAUCUUAUAGCUGGAAUUACUAUUGCCAGUCUAGCAGUUCCUCAAGGGAUAAGUUAUGCAAGUCUUGCUAGCUUACCUCCAAUCAUUGGAUUAUAUUCAAGCUUUGUGCCACCUUUGGUGUAUGCCAUGUUGGGGAGUUCAAGAGAUUUGGCCGUGGGUACUGUAGCUGUGGCAUCGCUUCUCAUAUCUUCCAUGUUAGGGAAGGAGGUUAACCCUAAUGAGAACGCGAAGCUCUAUGUUCAGUUAGCUUUAACUGCCACCUUUUUUGCUGGAGUUUUCCAAGCUGCUCUUGGCUUAUUAAGGCUUGGUUUUAUUGUGGACUUUUUGUCCCAUGCAACAAUAGUGGGUUUCAUGGGUGGGGCUGCCACGGUUGUUUGCCUUCAGCAGCUAAAAGGCAUUCUUGGGUUAGUUCGUUUCACUCACGGGACAGAUCUUGUAUCGGUUAUGCGUUCAGUCUUUAGCCAAACACACCAGUGGAGAUGGGAAAGUGGUGUCUUGGGUUGUUGUUUUCUCUUCUUCCUCGUUCUCACAAGAUACAUUAGCAAGAGAAAGCCAUGCUUCUUUUGGAUAAAUGCGAUGGCACCCAUGAUGUCUGUUAUUGUUGGAAGUGUUCUUGUUUAUUUGACCAACGCUGAGAAAUACGGAGUUCAAGUGAUUGGUCACCUAAAGAAGGGCUUGAAUCCACUAUCUGUAUCUGAGUUGGCUUUUGGGUCACCGUAUAUGGUGGCAGCUAUUAAAACAGGAAUCAUAACUGGUGUCAUAGCUCUUGCUGAAGGAGUAGCUGUUGGGAGGAGCUUUGCCAUGUUCAAGAAUUAUCAUAUUGAUGGAAACAAAGAGAUGAUCGCAUUUGGGAUGAUGAAUAUUGCAGGCUCUUGCGCCUCUUGUUAUCUUACCACAGGACCAUUUUCGCGAACUGCGGUGAAUUUUAAUGCAGGAUGCAAAACAGCAGGCUCUAACAUAGUCAUGGCAACUGCUGUAAUGGUGACGUUGCUGUUUCUGACACCGUUGUUCCAUUACACCCCCAUAGUGGUUCUCUCCUCCAUUAUCAUUGCUGCGAUGCUUGGCCUAAUUGAUUAUGAAGCUGCAAUUGGCCUCUGGAAAGUUGACAAGUGCGACUUCAUUGUUUGCAUGAGUGCAUACAUUGGAGUUGUCUUUGGCAGUGUGGAAAGUGGCUUGGUCAUUGCUGUCACAAUUUCUUUGCUAAGGAUGCUCCUGUCUGUAGCAAGGCCAAGGACAUUUCUUUUAGGCAACAUUCCCAACUCCAUGAUCUUUAGAAGCAUAGACCAAUACCCGGUUGCAAACAAUAUUCCAGGAGUUCUCAUUCUCCAGAUUGAUGCACCAGUCUACUUUGCCAACGCAAACUACUUAAGAGAAAGGAUUUCAAGAUGGAUCUACGAGGAGGAGGAAAAGCUGAAAUCCACAGGAGAAUCAAGCUUACAGUAUGUGAUACUAGAUCUCAGUGCUGUUGGCAGCACAGAUACAAGUGGAAUCAGCAUGUUCAAAGAAGUAAAGAAAAGCAUCGAUAGAAGAGGUCUCAAGCUCGUACUGGCCAAUCCAAGAAGUGAGGUGAUUAAGAAGCUAGUAAAGUCGAAGUUCAUCGAAAGCAUUGGUCAGGAAUGGAUCUAUCUGACAGUAGGAGAGGCUGUAGCAGCAUGCAAUUUUAUGCUACACGCAAGCAAAUCAAAUAAUCAGGUCGCAGAUGAGUUUGGCGCGCACAAUAAUGCCUGAUGUAAGAGGGGAGGAAUUGGAUCCAACCACAACUAUGUGGUGUGAAUGUUCACCGCUGAAGAAGAACCCCACUUAAUCUUAUUGAUCCUGAAGUGGAAAAAACUUAUGAAUUUGCUGUGAUAACUAAAGGUCUAAAAAUAUUUUGUAUCCCCGUAUAGUGCAAACAUAGUAGUAUGUAGUUCUUUCUAGAAAUUAUAAAAGGUUGGUUGAUA
Molecule: messenger RNA, 2407 nt
Organism: Populus euphratica (Euphrates poplar)
Lineage: Eukaryota; Viridiplantae; Streptophyta; Magnoliopsida; Malpighiales; Salicaceae
Product: sulfate transporter 3.1-like
Exons: 12
Coding region: 246-2195 (649 amino acids)
Biological process (GO): sulfate transmembrane transport
Cellular component (GO): membrane
Molecular function (GO): secondary active sulfate transmembrane transporter activity
Source: RefSeq, a predicted model, not a curated record